This is a messenger RNA of Pyrgilauda ruficollis (rufous-necked snowfinch), 5975 nucleotides long. It is a transcript of the gene GJC2, whose product is annotated as gap junction protein gamma 2. NCBI's taxonomy places the organism in Eukaryota, Metazoa, Chordata, Aves, Passeriformes, Passeridae. Gene Ontology annotation, biological process: cell communication. Gene Ontology annotation, cellular component: connexin complex. The record is from RefSeq and is a predicted model, not a curated record. Bases 110 to 1357 code for a protein of 415 amino acids. The transcript is spliced from 2 exons.
CGCUGGGAGCGGCCCCGGACGGGGAUCCAGGGAUCCGCAGCUGGCCAGGAUGGGACAGUUUUGGGAAGGACCGAGCCCAGCUCUUCUCCGUCAUAACUGAGCAGCCCUUAUGACCAACAUGAGCUGGAGCUUCCUCACCCGCCUGCUAGAAGAGAUUCACAAUCACUCCACCUUCGUGGGGAAGGUCUGGCUCACCGUGCUCAUCGUCUUCCGCAUCGUGCUGACGGCGGUGGGGGGCGAGUCCAUCUACUCCGAUGAGCAGAGCAAGUUCACCUGCAACACCAAGCAGCCGGGCUGCGACAACGUCUGCUACGACGCCUUCGCGCCGCUGUCGCACGUCAGGUUCUGGGUCUUCCAGAUCAUCGUGAUCUCCACGCCCUCCGUCAUGUACCUGGGCUACGCCAUCCACAGGAUCGCCCGCUCGGCCGAGGAGGAGAAGAAGUUCAAGGGGUUCAAGAAGAAGAAGCAGUUUGCCCUCAACUGGCAGGCCGUGCGCAACAUGGAGGACGCCAUGGAGGCCGACGAGGAGGAGCCCAUGAUCUCCGACGACGCGGCCGAGCACGAGAAGGCCAAGGCCAAGCCCAAGUGCAAGGAGCAGCAGAAGCACGACGGGAGGAGGCGCAUCCAGCAGGAGGGACUGAUGAAAAUCUACGUCUUCCAGCUCCUCACUCGGGCUUCCUUCGAGGUUUGCUUUUUGAUAGGGCAGUAUUUGCUCUACGGUUUCGAGGUGGAAGCUUAUUACGUCUGCAACAGGGUCCCUUGUCCCCACACCGUGGACUGCUUUGUGUCCCGGCCCACGGAGAAAACCAUCUUCCUGCUGGUGAUGUACGUGGUGAGCUGCCUGUGCCUGCUGCUGAACAUGUGCGAGAUGUUCCACCUGGGGUUCGGGACCAUCCGCGACGCCAUCCGCAACCGGAAAAUCAACAGCUUCCGGCAGCCCCCCUACAACUACGCCUACCCCAAGAACAUCUCCUGCCCUCCCGAGUACAACCUGGUCGUCAAAUCCGAGAAGUCCACCAAGAUCCCCAACAGCCUGAUGGCCCACGAGCAGAACUUGGCCAACGUGGCUCAGGAGCAGCAGUGCACCAGCCCCGACGAGAACCUGCCAGCGGAUCUGUCCACGCUGCACAAGCACCUGCGGGUGGCCCAGGAGCAGCUGGACAUCGCCUUCCAGAGCUACAGCAGCACCCAGGCCAACACGCAGCCCUCUCGGACCAGCAGCCCCGCCUCGGGGGGCACCGUGGUGGAGCAGAACAGGGCCAACACCGCCCAGGAGAAACAAGGUGCUAAACCCAAGGCCUCGCUGGAGAAAGGCAGCUCCAGCAGUAAAGAUGGGAAGACGUCCGUGUGGAUAUAACUCGGUCAGGAAGGAGAGAGGGCGGCGUGAGCGGGGUUUUUAUUUUGGUUCGUUUCUGGUUUUCGGUGUUAUCUCGCGUUUGUUUGGCAGGGCGCGGUUUUUGUGUGGAAGUCAAGAGAGUAAAAGGAGUUUCGGACCAAUUCAGUGCUGUCUUCCAGUUAACAAAAGACAUUUCUUCCCUGUUUCCAACGUGUUCUCCAGCUGGGAACCUCCAGUGAGUAACAGCAAACCCACCCCACCUCCCAGCCCCUGGCUCAGCACCAGAGCCCCCAGCAGAGACUGGACAAUGUGCUGUGGUGGGAAGAGGAGCUGCUGGUGGCUCAGGAGGGAAGUCAGGCUGGCAGGGAUCAGCCACCCUCCCGCACGGCAAGGCUCGAGUGCCGCAGGCCAGGCAGUGUUUAAUUACUAAACACCCUUAAUCAAAUUAAUUCCUGAUCCUUUGGUAAGAAAACCACUGACAUGUUGCAGGGACCUUCGUGGCAGGCUCACAGCUGAUGGCCUGCCUGGGCUGGCAGAUGCCAGGGAAUGCCUCAUUGGAUGCUGUGAGCCAGAGCUGGCACCCAAGUCAGGUCUGGGGUGACUGCCUCACACAGGGAGACCUAAAACCAUCACAGGGCUGAAGGUUUCAUCUUCUCUUCCUCUGCUCCAAACCCUCCGGAGCAGCAGCGAGCAGUGACAUUGCAUCCUACUGGUGCCUGUGUAGCCUUGCUACAGAUGUGAUGGGAAUUGUUGCAGUUAACAGGGUUUUUACAAACUGCUGCUUCACAUCAUCAGAAAGUGCCUUUAUGCAACCAGGAAAACAGAAGUGUAAAGGGUUUAGGCUCCUUUACUUGCUGAAUUUUAGAUGAUCAGCGUCGGCAAAUUUGUUUUUCUGAUUAAUUGAGGAAAAGCGCUGUUGGCAAAUUUGUUUUUCUGAUUAAUCAAGCCCUUACAAAUAGUGGCAGGAGGAAGAUCUAUGCAUAGUGUGUCUCUGGGGUGUAUGUGUGUCCAUGUGUAGAUACAGACACUAUGAACACGUGUGUGUGAGCAUAGACAUAGAGAGUUAGGUGUAAAUGUAAUAUCAACCCUCUGCUCCUCCUACAGCCUUCCACCUCCCCUGAGAAAACCCAGCUGCUCCAGGGCUGGGGCUGAUCUCAUCCUGGGGCUUUUAGCCUCCAGCUCCACCUGGGGAAUUGGGAGGGUUCCCACACUUGCUGGGGGGGCUCUGCAGAAGGUCUGGCUUCAGUGGGGACAGGGCCAGGAUGAUAGAAGGAAGUGUUUCCUGAGUUUAUGUGGAUUUUUUUCAGCUGGGCUUGACUUUAGGGUGGUUUUCAUGCACUUACAGUAUUUUGGGUGCGUGUUAAAAUCAAGCUGCUGAGCUCCAAGGCUCCUGCUGUUCUUUGUCAGAGGGGGGGUUUCAUCUCCCCCACAGAGAACCCAGACAGGCAGAGCCUUCAAGAUCAAACCUAUUGCAAAAGAAGUAAAUUCUCCCUGAGCACUGCACUGUCCCCGUGCCAAGCUGUUCCCUCGGGCUAUGCCAGGAUUUCUUAUCCAUGGGAUAUUCCUGACUUUUCUCUGGACAUCACUCCCAUGUCCUUGAGGUCAGUCCCUAACGGCCCUGAGGAUGCCUGUUCCUCAAGUGUCCAGCCCUUUGGGCAUUCUUGGGAACAGGCAGGGAAUUUGGAUGUGCCCUUCAUUUCCUGGGAACUUCAGCUGAGCUGUGUGAUGCACAAAAAAAAAAAAAAAAAGUGGAAUUAAAAAGAAAGCAGAGAAACAUCCUACAAGGUAUCCAGCAGCAAAUAUUCAGCUUUGUGGCUUUGUGUAUCUGUCUGAGGAACCUUCCAGGCCUGCUCCUGGUCCUGCUGAAGGCAUUGGUAAAAUGCCUGGAAUGCUGUUUGCUCUUGCAGCUUGAGAUCUUGUCCUCACAAAGGGGUAACUGGAUCCAGGAGGAGGAUCAGCACAGCAGCAGCCAGUAGUGCCAUCCAUCCAUCCCCUUCUGCUGGGAAUUCUGCAGGAAAGGCUCAAAAGGGUCACACCACGGUGGUGUGGAGAUAAACAUAUCCAGCUGCUCUGUUUGUCCUUGUCCUGUGUGUGGGAAUGUGCUCUCUGCUGGCUGGGGAUGUGCUGGGCACUGCAGGAGAGGCUGGGUGCUCACAGGGCUGCUGAAACCUGGAAAAAAUGCCUGCAGGGCCACAGCCCAGGCUGCUGGGGAGGAGAGAGGUGAUCCUGGCUGGAAAUUUGUUCUCUGGUCGCUGCAGCUGUGCAGGGCACCAGCUUGUCCCCUACAUCAGUGGGGCUUCUCCUUCAUUCCCAGCCCUGUGUCCCAUGGGAAGCUGUGUGUAUUUAAAGCUGUGAUCCCAAGGGAGGGAUGGAAACGCUGAGGAUAACCAUGGCUGGGUUCUUCUGAUUCCUUUUCCAUGAGCAACAGUCCCACAGCCCCAGAUAAACUUGUGCUUCCCACACGAUGCUGGAAGGCACCGCCCCGUGCAGGACUUGGGAUUUUGGGUUUCUCCUGCCCCUCUCUGCCUCAGCACCAUUCAUGGCCUGAGCACUUGCUGGUGACUCAGAUCUGCCCCUCAGCUCCUGCUGACCUGCAGAUCCCCCCCUGAGUCACCACACCAGGGAUAGGAAUGUGACUCCCUCGCUCUCGCUCCAGGAAAAGAUCUUGGCCAACGCCUCACCGUGGGGAAAGCCAGGGGCAGAUUUUAAGUUAAAACCCCCCAAAACUGCUCACAGAGAUCUGAUGAACCCAUUAAACCCAGUCAGCACAGCAGGGCUGCACCUGCAAUACCCCAACAGGAGGGGAGAUUCCAGCUUCAGAGCAGCAGGGUGGGAAAAGACCAUGGAUCUUCUUGCCAGCUUGCCACCAUCAAAUGACUCCUGAAGGGUGACAUGAACCCCCUCUCUGCAGCCCCUUGGAGACAUGGAGAAGUCUCAUGCCUUUAACCUCUGCAUAUUUUGGCUGUUUGGAGACUGUUUUCACCCUCCAAUGUGCUUUAAGCUGAACACCUCCAGUCUCACCAUCCUUUCUGCAAGGGCUGAUUUUCUAGCGUGGUUUUCUCUGGUAUCUUUGGACCAACAGCAGCCACCUCACAUCUUGCCAGCAGUGUGGCAGUGCUGCUCCUCGUGCCACCUUCCCUCCCUUCUCCUCUUCCUGCACUCUGCUCCUCCCCAAAAUCCCACUGCUCCCUUUCCAGAUGUGUGGUUGUACAGUCAGAUUCUUCCUGCCCUCCUUCAAACCCCCUUUUUAUUGUCACACAGUGAGCCAGGGGGGCUCUGAGUGACCCCUGGGUCCUGCAGAGAGGGUUUGGAGCCUCUCCCCAGCUGGUGUCACCCUCACAUCUCACAUGCACAGGCUGUUUUCUGCAGGGAGAGUCAAUAACUGCAGUAUUGAUGGGUACCAGAGCCAGGGCAGACUCUUGGGGGAUCAAUAACCCCUCGCUGGGCAGGGACACGGGCUGACCACUCCCAGCCCUGCUCAUCCCUCAGGCCUGGAGUAUUUCCCUGCAUAACAUCCCUUCCCAAAGGGAGCUGAUCCUGCUUUCCCAUGUUUUCCAAGAGUUUUGCCAGGGACUCAAGCACAGGGUGUGUUCCCAGCUGGGUGCCUGGGUGGGAUGCAGAGUUGCCUGUGAGGUCCCAGCCAGCCUGGAGGACAUUGCUGAUUCUCUGAGCCUGGGGAGGAGGGAUUCCAGCUCUCCCAGAUCCCAUCUGGGCCACACACAGGAGCCAGCAUGGAUCAGGCAGCCCUAGGAAGAGAAAGAUUAUUACUAUUAUUAUUACUAUUAUUUCUAUAUAUACUGGUUUGCUUGUUUUCCCCCUUCCUCCUCCACUCUGUGACCUAGAAACCCUUUAGGAUGUUGGGUUUCUCCACUGAGUCACUGCCACAGAGGUGACCAAAUGCAAUGAUGACUCUGCAGAAAUGACUCCUUUCCGGGCAGGAGCAGCAAUCCCUUCUUUCAUCCUGUCAGUGGGGGCAGGAAAAGGAUAGAGCAGCAAAAUAUUCACAGCCACAAGCAAAAUCCCCACCACAACAGUUCCUAACUCAACCAGCAGCUCGAGGAAAUUUGUUUAGAGGGUGGAGCAUCAGCCACAGAAGAAAUGCCAAUGGUAUAAUUAAUGCUUUGCUUUUAUUUUUGCCUUUUCUCCAGGUAGCAGUUUUGUCCACACGCAAGGCAGGUUUAGCUUCGUGGCUGAACUAAUCACAAAUGUUGACUCUCUUGCUAAACUUGCUCAGAUAAAGUGCCCACACUUAUAUUUCUCUCCUUACCAUUCAGGGCCAGGAAUGUCCCACAAAAGCCAGAUUACCUUCUUGCUUGCAUAGCAUUCCACUGGGAAAUACUUGAACUAAACUCAAGGCCAUAACCAGUUUGUGCUGUUACAAAGUGUCUGGGAUUGGUGGGUUUUUUUCUUUUUUCUUUUUUUUUUUUUGUUGUUAUUUUUUUUUAAUGUACUAACUGUAUUUGUACUAGAAAUUUUUGGAGUAUGAGGUCGAAUCUGUAAGUAUUUUUCAGUGUAAAUGUUACAUCUGGGCUGUAGUUAGAAUAUGAAACACUGGUCAAAAGGGACAUCAGUCCAACUCAACUGUGGCUAUUCCACAUCCAUUACUAAUAACAUGGAAUAAAACUUACAUUUUGUUACA